AUGGGCAGAGAUUCGUGUAGAGUCUAUAAACGAGAUCCAGCACAUAGAGUGUUUGUUAAUCGGAACUUAAGAUUAGAGAAGAUAAAGUUUUUUGGCUUUGAUUUGGAUUAUACUUUAGCAGUUUAUAAAUCACCAGAGCUUGAAAGUUUACUAUUUGAGUUUGCAAUUGAACGCUUAGUCGAAAUCGGAUAUCCGGAUGGGCUGAAAAGUCUUCAGUAUAAGCCCGUUUUUCCACUAAGGGGACUGUGGUUUGAUGUACUUUAUGGGAACCUUCUGAAAGUCGAUGGUUUCGGCAACAUACUUGUUGGCAUGCAUGGAUUUCGUUUUAUGAAACCUACGGAAAUUGCCGAACUUUAUCCAAACAAGUUUUUACAGUUUACCGCCAAUCGUAUCUACGUGUUUGAUACUCUCUUCAGUCUUCCUGAAAUUUAUCUGGACGCUUGUAUCAUUGACUACUUUGAUGGAAGUCAGAAUUAUGUCCAAGUAGAAGAUUUUACGGGCAUUAAAAAUGGUGAGGUCUUUAUGUCGUAUCAUUCUAUAUUUCAAGACAUUCGUGAGGCUUUUGAUUGGGUUCACCAGAGCAGGAAAGUGAAAGACACGGUUUGGCAGAAUCCCGAAAAAUAUGUCACGAAAGAUGAACGUUUAAAACCACUCCUUCAGCGAAUACGGCAGUAUGGAAAGAAAUCGUUUUUACUGACAAAUAGUGACUAUCAUUAUUCAAAUGGUAUCAUGAAUUAUUUGCUUGGGCCUAAUUGGGCAAAUUACUUUGAUUUUGCUGUGGUUGAUGCUCGGAAACCAAAGUGGUUUGCUGAGGGGACGGUUUUUAGAGAAGUGAACACGAAUACAGGAACUGCUAGAAUUGGUAUUCAUACAGGACCCUUAGAACAAGGGAAAAUUUACUCCGGAGGAUCUUGUGAAGCAUUUCGCCGGCUAGUAAAGGCAGUCGGUCGAGACGUAUUAUACGUAGGCGAUCAUAUAUAUGGUGACGUAUUAAGGUCUAAAAAGACGCGGGGAUGGCGAACUUGUUUAGUGGUACCGGAACUUGCCCAGGAAUUGACUGUGUGGACAGAAGGGAAACCAAUUUUUGACCAACUACAAAGUUUGGAAUCUCGGCUUUCCAAUACGUAUAAGGAUUUGGACAGUAAUGCUAAAGAAAAACCACAUGUUGAUGAUAUAAUUGCUGAGAUCCGGAAGAUAACUUAUAACAUGGAUAACGAAUAUGGUAUGUUGGGUUCAGUUUUUAGAAGCGGGUCACGAACGACUUUUUUUGCUGCACAGGUGGAACGAUAUGCAGACUUAUACGCUGCCAACUGUUGCAAUUUGUUUCAUUAUCCUUUGUUUUAUUACUUUCGUGCUCCUAUGUCACUGUUGCCUCAUGAAUCAACAGUCGAACAUGAUGCUGUCAUACAAGAAUACAACUACCCCGGAAAACUAAUACGGCAAACAUCUGUUCGGGAAGAAAGUGAGAUUAUCUAUAAUAGCUAUGAUUCAAAUUUAGUUCGUGGUCUAAAAACACAGCCAACCUUCUGCCAUGAGGAAGACGAAGACGAAAGCAGUAUUACUAGUACAAUGGCGGAAAACUGUAGACAAAUUAGCGAGGAAGAAACGUUGACGCUGGAUAAUAAAUUUGGAAGUUCUGAUGUCGCAGCAAUUAGUCCAAAUUCUAAGUGA
This is a messenger RNA of Enterobius vermicularis (human pinworm), 1671 nucleotides long. NCBI's taxonomy places the organism in Eukaryota, Metazoa, Nematoda, Chromadorea, Rhabditida, Oxyuridae. The record is from the annotation of a GenBank genome assembly.